UGCAUUUCUAUAAUAUUGUUGUAUAUUAAACAAAUUUUAAGCAUUUAAUUUCCAGUGAUUGAAUUCCCUUAUAUUUCUAUUAUUUCACAGUUUGAAUAAUUCAUUUUAAACAAUUAAAUUAUUUUAUUUACGAUAAGAAAAAAAAUAGUUAUAUAAUACUAUAUAAUUAAUCGUCUGUGCUUUAGUCAAUGGUAACACCAGAGAUGAGAUUCAGACGUCUGUGGUAACACAUUACAUGUACAUGUUGAGGCAGCAUUAAAAGUCGAUAUGCUUUUGUCUUUGUCACGAAAAUUUGAUGUUAAUUUCUUGAAUGCUUGCGCUGUUUACGUCGAAGAUCUAAAAUACAUAUCAUGUUAGAAUUUGGAGAAUUACCGAUUCGAAUACGAAAAAUCGUGUUCUUUACCUUAUGUGCAACGCAUCAAAGAUCUUGGGCAAAGGCUAUUUCUCACGGAUUACCAAAUUUUUUUAAGCGGUCAGGGCGUACUAUGAUACCAAUGGUUCCAGGAUUCCUAUUAACGUUUUGGUGUAUGAAGUGGGCUGUUGCGGAAAAUAAAAAAUCAAAAAGGAAGAAUCCUAAAUUAUACGAAAAUGAUACAUAGAACGAUUAGAAUGGAUCGAUAAUUAUUUAAUAUCAAUAGUUAUCCUUGUUCUACUGUUUUGUUGUAAUUUAAUAUUAAGUAUUGUAUUC
Frieseomelitta varia is the source of this 688-nucleotide messenger RNA. RefSeq names its product cytochrome b-c1 complex subunit 8-like. The record is from RefSeq and is a predicted model, not a curated record. NCBI's taxonomy places the organism in Eukaryota, Metazoa, Arthropoda, Insecta, Hymenoptera, Apidae. Gene Ontology annotation, biological process: mitochondrial electron transport, ubiquinol to cytochrome c. Bases 351 to 599 code for a protein of 82 amino acids. The transcript has 2 exons.